Messenger RNA from Humulus lupulus (European hop), 555 nucleotides. RefSeq lists its product as uncharacterized. Lineage: Eukaryota; Viridiplantae; Streptophyta; Magnoliopsida; Rosales; Cannabaceae. The transcript is spliced from 2 exons. Bases 1 to 555 code for a protein of 184 amino acids. The record is from RefSeq and is a predicted model, not a curated record.
AUGGUACAAGGAGCAAAUUUCAUCUUACAUCCUGGUCUACGGUUUGUUUGCCUAAAGCUUUUGGUGGAUUGGGGUUUGGUGAAGGAUCUAAGUGGAACAAGGCAUUGCUUGCAUAUCCCUGUCAAUUACAAGCAAUUUGUUUGGAACAGAGUGAGUGUUCCUAAGCAUAGGUUCAUCGCUUGGCUUGUGGUCAAUUCUAAGUUGUUAACUAGGGACCAUUUACAUCGAGUGAUGCAGCUAGAUUCUUCUCUUUGUCCGGUCUGUGAUCAAGAGAUGGAGAGUCAUAGUCAUCUGUUAUUUGGCUAUUGUUUCUCUCAGCAGGUUGUUCAAAAGGUUCAUGACUGGUUUGGCUGUUCUUGGCCUCUUAUCUACUCGGACUGGUGCAUAUGGAUUGGUGGUAUGAGCAAGGGGGUUAGAGCCUCUAAAGUGGCGGCUGUGUUCUCUGCUACGGUCUACUAUUUGUGGCAUAACAGAAACAUUUGUGUUGUCCAUAAUUACUCUCUUAGUAUUAUGGCUGUAGUUGAGUUGAUAAAAAAAACAUUAAGUGUAGACUGA